CGGCAACGCCUGGCCGAAAAAUAAAACAGAUGUUCUCAUACGGAAAGCAAGAUCGUAAAAAAGUCUCUCUAGAAAAAGACGAAAUUUGUAGUCCUUUACAGCUUUAGGAGAAGAUCGAUAGCCAAUAUGGCUUUAGUACAGUCUACUUCGUACGAAUUUGACCAGCUAGCACAACGGAGGGAUUUUUUAGCAAGAAUUUUUCGACCCCCAGAAACAUCAGAGGACGAAACCCACAGCGAUUCCUGCUCAGAUUCGGAAUUCGAUGAUGAUCAAGCAGGUUGCGAAUGGCGCUGGCAUUCUAGCUCUGGUCCUUCCACGGCACUGAAACAUGAGGGGCGUGAGGUUGUGUUCCAUCCUGAUUACAGCUGUGGAACGGCAGCCACCAAGGGGGAGGAGCCACUUUUUGAUGGUGGUGUGCAUUACUGGGAGGUCAAGAUGACAAGUGCUGUUUAUGGCACUGAUAUGAUGGUCGGCGUAGGGACUAAGGACACUGACCUUGAACGCUACCGGAGCUCCUUCUGUAGUAUCCUAGGACGGGAUCAGGACAGUUGGGGACUAUCCUACUUUGGGACCUUCCACCACGACGGCCUCACCCACGACUACACCACCAAGUUCGACCGGGGUACUACCAUCGGCAUCCAUGUAGACACCUGGAGCGGUCGCCUCACCUUCUUGCGGGACGACCAGCCUCUAGGUGUGGCCGCGGAGGGGCUGAAGGGGAAAGAGCUGUACCCCAUGGUCUCAUCAACGGCGGCGAGGACCAAGAUGAGACUGACUCGAAGCACUUCUUUAAAGCACUCGUUACAGUACUUGUGCUGUGAGGCAAUAGGGAAAGCAUUAUCCCACCCGAACAACGUCCAUGACUUGCCCUUGCCACCAGGGGUGAAGAAACACCUUGCGAAAGAGUUGAACUGGAUUUUAAAGGUCACAGCUCAACCCAAGCCAAAAGAGGAUGGCGUGUGGGACUCAAAGCGCAAAAGGAAAUGCUGAAAAUGUAUCUUAUAAAUUAUGUACAAUUGGUAUUAUGUUAGGGCAGGGUGUUGUGAAUUUGUUGUUCUGAAUUGUUUGGACUUCUGUAGAUAAAUAUAGAGUUUUAUAUUCGAAACAAUGAAGUUUGUUUAGUAAAAUACAUUGAAAAAAGGUUUUAGUUAGCGUUACUUGUGAAGACAAUGAUAUAUUUAUGUUAGAUUCCAAAAUCGAAAAGUUUAUUAUUAUAUAUUAUUAUUUUUAGAAAGUUUGCAAAAUGUUCAGUGAUCAGCGCCAAUCGACGAAUUUGAAUUCGUCUCAAAGUUGCAUUUGUUCUAUUUUCUUUCGCAAAUUAAUGCCAAAAAUAUUUAUCAGCGCUCUGUGUAUAAGCAAUAAUUCAAUUCAAAUAAAAAAAACAAAGUGAAUUUUAUACAACCAAAUUGAAAAUAUAGGGAAUUAAUUUUGUUUAUAGUUCAGAGUGCGCAAAUUGAAAUAUUAAAUACAGACUGACUAUGAAAAUGCGAAUUUUGAUCGAAACUUCGUCAAUAAAGACGGUUCGGCGUUAUUGUCAGUUGCUCUUAUUCUCUGAAGGAAAAAAAAUGUCUUUUCCCUUAUAUAUUUUUUUUGCUAUGCAUAUCUUCGAAGUAUUUGCUGUUUUAAUUUUUGCACUCACAAUGUCGUUGCAAAGUAAAAUGUGAGGAUUUUGUUAUAUUUAGUUUUAUGACUAAAUAGUGUGACAUAUACCGACACCGUUGAAGCGAUAAUUAAAGUUUUGAUUGACAAAAAUUUAA
Messenger RNA from Nematostella vectensis (starlet sea anemone), 1757 nucleotides. RefSeq names its product SPRY domain-containing SOCS box protein 3. The record is from RefSeq and is a predicted model, not a curated record. NCBI's taxonomy places the organism in Eukaryota, Metazoa, Cnidaria, Anthozoa, Actiniaria, Edwardsiidae. The transcript has 3 exons. Bases 127 to 990 code for a protein of 287 amino acids. Gene Ontology annotation, biological process: proteasome-mediated ubiquitin-dependent protein catabolic process. Gene Ontology annotation, cellular component: SCF ubiquitin ligase complex. Gene Ontology annotation, molecular function: protein binding.